Molecule: messenger RNA, 357 nt
Organism: Staurois parvus
Lineage: Eukaryota; Metazoa; Chordata; Amphibia; Anura; Ranidae
Source: the annotation of a GenBank genome assembly
CACCGAUCAAUGGAAAGAGCCAAAGAUGUUGGCUCUGUCAUGAGAUCAGCUGUGUCCAAUCACAGCUGAUCGCAUGGCACUGAUGAUCAGUGUAGCCCCAGCAGUGCCACCUGUCAGUGCCCAUCAAUGCCACCUGCCAGUUCCCAUCAGUGCCACAUCAAUGUCACAUAUCAGUGCACAUCAAUGCCACAUAUCAGUGCCCAUCUGAAAUGCCUUUCAGUGCCACCUAUCAGUGCCAGUCAGUGCCACCUAUCAAUGCCCGUCAGUGCCGCCUAUCAGUGCUGCCAAUCAGUGCCAGUCAGUGCCGCCUAUCAGUGUCCGUUAUUGCCACCUAUCAGUGCCCGUCAGUGCCACCUA